Messenger RNA from Carassius auratus (goldfish), 1506 nucleotides. RefSeq lists its product as uncharacterized. The record is from RefSeq and is a predicted model, not a curated record. Lineage: Eukaryota; Metazoa; Chordata; Actinopteri; Cypriniformes; Cyprinidae. Bases 292 to 1098 code for a protein of 268 amino acids. The transcript is spliced from 10 exons.
ACAACCUCUUUUGAGCUUUAAAACAUUGUUCCUGGUAACAAGGUUUCAGUGCUGCCCGAUGCUCCAGAAGUUGCAUCGAUUCCAGAAAACCAGGAAAAUGUUGUGCCAUCUGUAGACUUCAGAGGUGAACCAGGUUUCUCUCCAGAAAUUCAGACUCCACUUCACAGAGCCAAGAGUUUGAGUACAAGACACUUGACUGGUUACUCGCCGCAGCAGUUUCUGGAUGAAAGGUGUCGAGCUCGUCAAGUACUAAGCUUUACACCCCCAGCAGCAAAUUUACCCUGGCAGCAUAUGGGUGAAAACGCUGGAGGAGAAAGUCAUCGCUCUGUAAUUGGCCCUUGGACUCCCCUGGCAUCUCGUGUACAGCAUGAAGUUUUCAGCUAUGAAGAUUUCCAGAGAUUCCAGAAUGAAAAACAAGCCGUGAUGGAGGAGAACCAAGCCCUUAGGGAGGAGAACCAAGCUCUGAGGGAAAGCACUGCACGAGCAGCUUCGGAUGACAGCGGCUCACUUCAAGAGCAGGUGAAGCAAGUUGGGACAAUGUUGAAGACGUUUGCUCGCACUGGGCAAUCAGGUGCAGAUCAGACCUUAAUGCUGCAACGUCUUGGAGAGUUUGGCGAUGUUGUGCGUAGCAUGGACAACAAAAUGGACACUAUGCUGCAACAUUUCAGUGCCAAUGUGUCUGUUGGAGAGUUAUCCCUGCCAGGGGAUCUGUUACUCCCCCUAGACACCCAGGAAGAUUUGGCGUUGCUUGACAACAGUUUGAGGCAGGAUAAAGAGCUCCAGGAACGAUUUCUUCGGUUUUUGGCAAUCAAAUGUGGGAGGGACCUAAAGACAACCGUCUGGCGGAUGCUUCAAAGUAUCUUCUCUAAUCACCUUUCCAUCAAUACAACCUGGACUGGAGUUGGGGAUAAAGCAUGUUUUAGAGACAUGUUCCUGAAGACCAUUGUUCAAAGAGCCAUCCGGAAGAACCCGGCAACACAGGAUGCCACUGAUGAAGCCAUCCAGGUUAACGUUACGCGUUACCUGAAAGGAGCAUCUGACCGUGAAGGCGGAAAAAGGCGCCGCACAGCUGAGAGGGACCCACAGCCGACCCCUUAAACCUAGGCUGACUACUGACAUCCCAGCAUCACUGACAACUGGAACCCUUUCUUUAUCCUGCAGUCAGUAACAUCAAGACCCCUAAAGAAGCCAGAAGUGUCAGACUGCACUCCCCAAUCCACACUGUUCACUGUGGAUAUUAUCAUAGUGCUUAACUUAUUAUAUUGUUAAAUAUAGCUUGUAAAUCCUUGUGCCACAGGUCAGCAUUGCAGUUAUAUCUGUUCUACUACUUUUUUUACCUCAGUAUUUUUUAUAUAUAUUUGAAGAUGUUUAUCACAGAUACAAGAGACAUCUUGUACCCCAGGUCAGCAAUGCCAUUAUAAUGGUCUAUUCUACUCCAGAGCUUUAUUCUAAAUUAUUACCACUUAUCUUAUUGUUAGAAAUGGCUUGUAAAUGUGAUGUUAUACC